AUGCGUCUGGCUUCAGCCCCUCUACGCCGUAUCUGUGGCCAAUACAGAACUCUGUCUACCUUCGUUGAGCGGGAUAUUGUCAUACUCCGCCAGAAACUGAACCAAGACAAUAUCAUUGUGUCAAAGCCCCUCAACCCUGCCAAUAAGAUCAGUACACACAAAGGCGACAUCUCACACGCCGACAUUAUUGGCAAGAGUCCGAGAGACCUGGUCACUUCCUCCGCUGGUCACGAAUACCGAGUCCACACUAUCACUCUUGCUGAAUAUGUCAACUUAACCAGAAGACUGGUUACUCCUGUAAGUUUUCGUCAAAUAGGUAUACCCAUCCGUGCUUGCCUGACUUGUCUUAUUCAGAUCUAUCCAGCUGAUGCGAACCUCAUUGUGAGUCUCUUUGAUUUACAUCCAUCUGCUGCAGACGAUGCCGACAAGAUCGAAGUACUUGAGGCUGGAACUGGCCACGGAGCUCUGACUCUACAUCUGAGCCGAGCCAUUCAUGGUGCCAAUCCUCAAGUUCCUAAACCAGCUCCCGUGUCUGAGGGAAUAGAGAACCAAUCAGUCACUCAGAGCGUCAGCGGUGAACACCAUUCCGAGAGCGUCAACGGUGAACAUCAUUCCGAGGGUGAUAAUGCUUUAGACGCUUGGAGGGCUUCUCGUAAGGCUGUCAUUCACACCAUUGAUAUCUCAUCCAAGUAUUCCAAGCAUGCGGCCAAGAUUGUUGCUGGUUUCCGCCAUGGUGUUUAUGCCAACAACGUUGACUUCCAUGUUGGAGACGCGAGCGAGUGGAUCAAAUCCGAACACGUCCGUCGUGAUUCAGCAGAACCUUUCUUGACGCACGCCUUCUUGGAUCUGCCCGCUACUCACGAUCAUCUUUCAGCUGUUGCCUCAGCACUCAAGAAAGACGGAACACUCAUCAUUUUCAACCCCUCCAUCACCCAGAUCCUGGACUGCAUUCAGAGAAUCAAACGACAAAACAUCCCAUUGUUCCUCGACCAGACCCUGGAGCUCGGAAACAAUGGAAGUAGCGGCGGCAAACCUUGGGACCUGCGCGCUGUGAAGCCGCGUGCUUCAGCAAAGAACCAACCAACAGAGAUCGGUUCUGAAUCCGCACAAACUUCUGGAUCCGAAUCGCCAGAUGAGUCUGUCACCAGAGAUCCAGCACAGGUCUUGAAAGAAGUCAAACCUGAGGAUCCCAAUUGGACAUUUGUUUGCAGGCCCAAAGUCGGAGAAAGGAUUAUAGGUGGUGGGUUCUUAGGUAUCUUCCGGAAGAUGAACGAUAUCGCCCGACCAUAA
Messenger RNA from Aureobasidium musti, 1290 nucleotides. NCBI's taxonomy places the organism in Eukaryota, Fungi, Ascomycota, Dothideomycetes, Dothideales, Saccotheciaceae. The record is from the annotation of a GenBank genome assembly.